AUUUCAAAUCCAACAACUCUCGUAUUACUUCCAAUCCAAGUAAUAAAAUAAAAAGAUUUGAAUUGAGAUUUUACAACUUACAUGAUCUAAAGUCUGUGACUAUAGGUCAAAAUAGAAGACAGUCUGUCAGACGUGGCAUCUCCAUUUAUCGUCCAACCAUAUAUGAAUAAAAUUAAUCUACAACACAGUUUGCCUGCGAAGAUAGCUGAUUCAUCACUUGCGGUCGAAGGAGCAGCGCUGGAAGACGGAAGGAGUUUCAGCAUUUGGGACAGCUACGCUCAUUCAGGCUUCUGCGAUGGAGCAAACGGAGACAUAGCAUGUGAUGGGUACCAUAAAUACAAGGAAGACAUUGAACUUAUGGCAGACACAGGUUUGGAAGCAUUUAGAUUUUCCAUUUCUUGGUCCAGACUCAUCCCAAAUGGAAGAGGAUCCGUCAAUGUAAAGGGCUUACAAUUUUACAACGAUUUCAUCAACAGGCUCAUCGCCCAUGGGUUCUUAGAGUUGUCUUGA
This is a messenger RNA of Lactuca saligna, 510 nucleotides long. The record is from the annotation of a GenBank genome assembly. Lineage: Eukaryota; Viridiplantae; Streptophyta; Magnoliopsida; Asterales; Asteraceae.